UGUUAUCAUGUUUAUGUUAUAUUCUUUCGUUAUCCUAUUUUAUAUUUAGGCUUAAAUAUCACAUUAGUCCCUGUAUGUUCCCGGUUUUUUGGUUUUAGUCCCUGUGUGUGUUUUUUUUUUAAAACAGUCCUGCAUGUCCAAUUCCUGAAUUCCUUUUGGUUUUCGUCCCUCCCCUCUCAAAAAUGCUGAUGUGGCUAACAUGACAUGUGGCAUGCUGACGUGGCAAAUGAAGGACCAAAACAAAAAAAGUUAUUAUUGAAGGUAUCGCAAACCGCCACACCUGCCUCCUCUACCGCACCUGCCUAUGGUGCUGAGUCUGCUUCUGCUGCUGCACCUCCCAAUUUUCAUCUCUGUCACGCUGAAAAGAUGGCAACUAAUAGUGGGAAGCAAAAAAUUCAAGUAAAAGAUCAUACAUCCAGGAAAGAGUCUACAUCACAUCAGAUGGGAGAUGCACUUGUAGCACAGGCUCAAUCACGGGAUAAGAUUGUGGAGUUUAGUUCUUCACAUGUAACACGAGAUUGUUCUCUUACUAGAUGUGUGGUUGCUCUUGAAGAGAUAAGAGACAUUUCAGAUGACAUCUUUGGAAAAGCCUUGGAAAAGUUUAAGGAUCCUGAUCGGAGGGAAAUGUUUAUCGCCAUGUCAAAUGAUAGGAGACGUGGGUGGCUAUUUAGACUUUAAGGAUAAAACUUUACUUGCAUAUGUACAAAUCUCAUACUCUGCUAACUACUGUAUGUGUGCUUGUCUUAUUGAAUCAUUUAGUUGCUACUGAACUUGUUUAUUGGAUGGCUUGGAUUUUUUAUGUAGAUUUGAUUUCUGAUCCUGAUAGUUCAAGGUUUUUGUGAUACAUCUUGUACUAAAGAGUACAUUUUGUUUAUAAGGGUGAAGAAAAGAAGUAAAAUUACACUUCU
Messenger RNA from Trifolium pratense (red clover), 908 nucleotides. RefSeq lists its product as uncharacterized. The coding region runs from base 205 to 678 and encodes 157 amino acids. The transcript has 2 exons. Lineage: Eukaryota; Viridiplantae; Streptophyta; Magnoliopsida; Fabales; Fabaceae. The record is from RefSeq and is a predicted model, not a curated record.